Messenger RNA from Salvelinus namaycush (lake trout), 2511 nucleotides. RefSeq names its product zinc finger protein 2 homolog. Bases 347 to 2392 code for a protein of 681 amino acids. Gene Ontology annotation, molecular function: DNA-binding transcription factor activity, RNA polymerase II-specific; RNA polymerase II transcription regulatory region sequence-specific DNA binding. Lineage: Eukaryota; Metazoa; Chordata; Actinopteri; Salmoniformes; Salmonidae. Gene Ontology annotation, cellular component: nucleus. The record is from RefSeq and is a predicted model, not a curated record. The transcript has 4 exons. Gene Ontology annotation, biological process: regulation of transcription by RNA polymerase II.
AGGUUUUUCAUCAUUGGUUAUUUGAACAAACCAUGAUUUAGCAGGUGUUACCAUCUUUCACACGUUGGAAGGGGAGGCGACAUUCGGCCCGUAUCUUGAAAGGGGGGGUGGAGCUUUUCGAUUCGGUUCUGCUCUUUGUUCUACCAUCAAGUUUUAUACGUUUUUACAUUUUGUAAAAAAUAUUCCAAUUCCAUUUUGAAAAAUUUGCCAAAGUGAAAUAUACAAGACAUUUGUGGAAAGUAAUGAACGAUGACACACUUCAGGAGAAAGGAGGUAUUAUAAGGAUGCAGCCAUCAAUCAGAGAUUUGGACUAAAGUAAUAAAACAAAUUGGUCUAAUGAUAUUCUAUGUACAAUACUUCCUGUGGUCACCAGGACAGAGCUAGCCCGUCCCCCUCCAACCUGCCGGAGUCCCCUGGUCACAACUCUCCCGGUAGCGCCUUCCUGCUGAGUCUGAAGAGGGUGUCUGUGCGGCUGGUCGACUGCAGGAAAACACCAUGGCAGAGUGGAACUGUGAGAGAAGGACACGAGGAGGGAGAUGGAGAUUUGAUUUCAUCAAGGGAAACACCGUACCGUUGUUCUCUCAGUGGGAGGGGCUUAUCAUCUGGGGAGCCUCAACAACAUCAUGUUGCUGAGGAGACAGAGAAGAGUGUCUCCAGAUCAGAACAUCUCAAGAAAUACCAGCAGGGACGUACAGGGAAGAAACAUCACUACUGCUGCUCUGACUGUGGGAAGAGUUUCACAAGCCAGAGUGGCUUCAUUAUUCACUGUGAUCAGUGUGGGAAGAGUUUUGCUGCAUCUAACACCUUCAAAUCUAAUGACAGAGCUAGUCCGUCCCCCUCCAACCUGCCAGAGUCCCCUGGUCACAACUCUCCUGGUAGCGCCUUACUGCUGAAUCUGAAGAGGGAGUCUGUGCGGCUGGUCGACUGCAGGAAGACACCAGGGCAGAGUGGAACUGUGAGAGAAGGACACGAGGAGGGAGAUGGAGAUUUGAUUUCAUCAAGGGACACACACCGUUGUUCUCUCAGCGGAAGGGGCUUAUCAUCUGGGGAGCCUCAACAACAUCAUGUUGCUGACGAGACAGAGAAGAGUGUCUCCAGAUCAGAACAUCUCAAGAACCACCAGCAGGGACGUACAGGGAAGAAACAUCACCACUGCUGCUCUGACUGUGGGAAGAGUUUCACAAGCCAGAGUGGCUUCAUUAUUCACUGUGAUCAGUGUGGGAAGAGUUUUGCUGCAUCUAACACCUUCAAAUCUAAUGUAAGAAUUCAUGAAGGGGAGAAGCCUUACCUCUGUCUUGAUUGUGGGAAAAGCUUUGUUAGUGCAGGAGCCUUAACCAUACACCAGCGUGUACACACUGGAGAGAAGCCUUAUAGCUGUGAUCAGUGUGGAAAGAGCUUCAAUCAGUCAUGCAACCUGACUACACACCAGCGAACACACACUGGCGAGAAGCCUUAUAGCUGUGAUCAGUGUGGAAAGAGCUUCAAAAAUUCAGGCCACCUGACUACACACCAGCAAAUACACACAGGAGAGAAGCCUUAUAGCUGUGGUCAGUGUGGGAAGAGCUUUGCUCGAUCAGAAAAACUAACUAUACACCAGCGAAUCCAUACUGGAGAGAAGCCUUAUAGCUGUGGUCAGUGUGGAAAGAGCUUUGCUUUAUCAGAACACCUAACCAUACACCAGCGUGUACACACAGGAGAGAAGCCUUAUAGCUGUGGUCAGUGUGGGAAGAGCUUUACUGUAGUUUCCUCCCUGACUGUACACCAGCGAACACACACUGGAGAGAAGCCUUAUAGCUGUGAUCAGUGUGGGAAGAGCUUUGCUGUAUCAGAAAAACUAACUAUACACCAGCGAAUACACACAGGAGAGAAGCCUUAUAGCUGUGAUCAGUGCGGGAAGAGCUUUGCUCGAUCAGAAAAACUAACUAGACACCAGCGCAUACACACUGGAGAGAAGCCUUAUAGCUGUGGUCAGUGUGGAAAGAGCUUUGCUCAAUCAGAUAACCUGAAUUCACACCAGCGAACACACACUGGAGAGAAGCCUUAUAGCUGUGAUCAGUGUGGAAAGAGCUUUGCUCUAGCUUCCACCCUGACUGCACACCACCGAACACACACUGGAGAGAAGCCUUUUAGCUGUUAUCAGUGUGGGAUGAGCUUUGCUCUAGCUUCCACCCUGACUGCACACCACCGAACACACACUGGAGAGAAGCCUUAUAGCUGUGAUCAGUGUGGGAAGAGCUUUGCUUCAGGUUCCACCCUGACUAGACACCGGCGAACACACACUGGAGAGAAACCUUAUAGCUGUGAUCAGUGUGGGAAGAGCUUUAAUCAGUCAGGGACCCUGAAAUCACACAAGCUAACACACGCUGGAGAGAAAGAAGCCUUAUUCCUGUGAUCAGUGUGGGAAUUGUUUCAGUCAGUUAUGGACCCUUUAUUCACACCAGUGAACACACACUGGAGAAGGAACCUUAUGUCUGUCUAUGUGGGAAGAGCUUUGUUAAUUUAGGGCCAAUG